AUGGAGCAGAGCUCCUGCACGGAGGAUCGGAUCACACACCUCCUGGAGCGCUGCCUCUGCCACCUGGCUCCGGACUCCCCCGGCAGGCAGCUGUGGAACGCUGGGCUGUGCAUAAGCCGCUGGUGUUUGGAGGAACUUGUCAAAAGAGAUCCCCACAACUUCCUCAUCCUCCUUCGAAAAAUAUUGUGGAAAACAAAAGAGGUUCUGGAGCAGAGCCAGUACGAGCUGGUGGUGCCCCUCACACUGCUCUUCUCCUCAGCCCUGCUGGGAGCCCCUCACGUGGAUCCCGGCAGCGGCGUGCUGCAGGAGGCCUGCCAGCUAUUCGGCAGGUAUAUCAUUUCAUCGUCUGAGCAGGCCGUUUCCCGUGGCGUUCACUGCUCUAAAACCAUAUUGGUGCUGAUGCUGAGCGCGGAUGAGGACGACCCUCCGGAGGUCCAGGCGGCGUCGGAGCGGCUGAGCGCCGCCCGCCACUCCGGCGGAGACAUCGCCACCACGCUGAUCCUGCACAGCCUCCAGGCCGCCCUGGGGGGCCAGCCGGACCUGCAGGCGCUCCACGCCGCCCUGCAGGGGAAGCGGCCCGAGGAGCUGCAGCGGCUCCUGGAGGAAGUGACCGACAGCAUGGAGACGGCGAGCUCCACGGCGGAUCACCGCGCGGCUCGGGAGGCGCUGUCCCGCAAAAUGAGGAGGCUCAGAGACGGCCUCCGCGCCGACUCCGGUCCCGCCGACGGCGUGGCGACCCAUGUGCUGAGAGACGUCCUCGCCGUGGACUCCGACCUGGAUCCCCUUCCAGAGUGUUUCCUCAAAGAGGGAACGGACGAGGACGAUAACGAAAACGACACCAGCGUGGACGAGGAGGAGUCGGACCAGGACUUUCAGAGCCACCGCGCCUCCACCGCCUCCUCCUCCUCCAGGGACUCCGGGUUUUCCGGCGUCUCCCUGUCCUCCAGCUGGUCAGUGCCGUCCGGCUCGUCGGGGGUGGAGAGCGACCCGAGCGAGGACCUGGCGAACGAGGACUCGGAGGAGGGGAGAGACGGCCGGACCGAGCUCCGGAAGAAACCCAAGAAGAAGUCCAAGUCCUUUCUGGGCAUGGAGCGCUUCUCCCUGCUUUUCAAAUCCCCCGGCAGUCCCAGACAGUGCCGCCGCGUCCAGAGCAUGGGUCACCACGGAGACGCCGGCAAAGACGGCCGCUCGGCUUGGAGAUGGGCGCCCCCCCGCCACGCGCCCGCCGCCCCGCCGGACGCCCUCUCCCCGCAGAAGCACCCGUGCGUCCGGCGGAGGCCCAUCCUGAGCUGCGACGAGGGCAGCGGGCCGGAGGAGUGGACCCUGGUCAAGGUGGUGGUGUUCGGGGGGGACCGGGAGGCCGGGAGGCUGGCCCGAGCCUACAGCGACCUGCAGCAGAAAGAGGCCAAGUGCCCACAGCUCACCCGGACCUGCAAGCUGCAGUUCUACUUUGUUCCGACUAAAAGGAGAAGUGGAAGUCCAGGAGGAGGGCACACGCCGACAGAAACGCAGACAGGAAGUUUAAGCAAAAGCGCCAACUGUGUGGACCUGAACCACGCCACGGCGGAGGGCGGCACCACGGGCGUGGCCCAGAUGUUGAGCAGGCUGGAUCCCUGGUACGAACGCAACGUCCUCAGCCUGCUCAGUCUGUCCUCUGACGUGCUCUGUCAGGCCCCUCCGAAGGACGAGGACUUCUCGGUGAAUUCCGGGAGCUCGGAGCAUCUCCCCCUGCUGGCCGACCUGGUGCUUUAUUACUGCAGAAAAGCCAACCAACCAAUCCUGGUACAGCUCUACCAGGCCGAGUUGACCCUGGCGGGGGGAGAAAGGAGAAAAGAAGUGUUCAUUCAUUCUCUGGAGCUGGGACACACAGCCGGGACCAGAGCCGUGAAGGCCAUGAGGGCCGCCAGCAAAAGGUUCGGAAUCGACGAGGAACGGGAGGCUGUCCCUUUAAACCUGAGUAUAGCGUACAACAAGGUGGCGGUGAGCGGCAGGAGCCGGUGGAUCAAGUCGGAGAAGGCCUGCACGUCGGUCAACCUCCUCAAAGCGUGCAGGAAACCCGAGCACCUCGAUUGGAAAGAGAGCCUGCAGAUGACCAUGACGGAGGUCCUGAAGAGGCAGUGCUCCAAGUCUAAAAAGGGCCACAACCCGGGGGGGGGGGGGGGGUUGACACGCAGGGAAGGUAAGGUCGCCGUACCGCGGACCGCCAAUCCAUGGAUCCCGUUUCCCUCCUCCCGGCAGCACAUCUCGGUAUCAGAGGCAAAGGUGGAUAAGGUGAGGGUGAUCGGCGGAGACCAUGGAACAACUUUCGCCGUCUGUCUGGAUCAGGAUGAGAAGAAGUUCAUUCAAAGUGUCACCAGGUGCGAAGUUUCUUUAUGCUGUAAACCGGGAAGCGGCUCGGACUGGAAAUCCUACAAACCACUACCAGGCCAGAUCCAACCCCUCAACCCGUCUUAUUACUCUCUGCUCUGUCUUCCCAUCACCUCUUUCUCUGCCUCGUGUCCAUGA
This is a messenger RNA of Menidia menidia (Atlantic silverside), 2505 nucleotides long. The record is from the annotation of a GenBank genome assembly. Lineage: Eukaryota; Metazoa; Chordata; Actinopteri; Atheriniformes; Atherinopsidae.